Molecule: messenger RNA, 2647 nt
Organism: Tricharina praecox
Lineage: Eukaryota; Fungi; Ascomycota; Pezizomycetes; Pezizales; Pyronemataceae
Exons: 3
Coding region: 339-2258 (639 amino acids)
Biological process (GO): vacuolar transport; protein localization to membrane
Cellular component (GO): fungal-type vacuole membrane; endosome
Source: RefSeq, a predicted model, not a curated record
AAAAAAGCUCGGCAAAUCUUUUGGAUUCCAUGGUCUGUGGAGCACGAAUGUGGUCUCAGGAGGCUCCGCGACGCUAGAGCCACUUUGGCCAGUUAAACUUCUUGCAAGCUUCAACUUAUAACCUACGACAUCGACGGCAACGUGCCACGACCAGCGUCUACACAUAUCCCACCCAUCACGGGCUCCAUCGCGAACAAUCCAUCGAACAUAUCGGCCGAAUUAUUACUGCACCUGCCUGAAACCGUCGCACCCCACUUCGCUACCGCGCGAGUCGAAGCUCUGAUAGCUUCCAGAGCCCCCCUAACUUCCGCCCACCGACGACGCCCCGACCCCCCGCCAUGCGUCUUUCGGUGCUUGGAGCUCUGUCUCUGAGCUCCGUGGCUUCCGCCUUUUACCUUCCCGGCGUUGCUCCGACCGACUACAAGAAGGAUGACCGGGUGCCACUCUACGUCAACCAUUUGACGCCCAGCACGAGCGAUGCCACACCGGAGCAGCAACAGCUCCACUCGGUCUGGUCCUAUGACUACUACCUUCCCCAGUUCGGUUUCUGCCGACCAGAAGGCGGGCCCAAAAAAGUCUCCGAAUCGCUGGGAUCCAUUCUGUUUGGCGACCGAAUCCUAACUUCGCCGUUUGAGCUACGCAUGGCAAAGAAUGAGACCUGCAAAAGACUAUGUGAGCCGAAGAAGUACGAUAAGCCAAUGGCACAGUUCGUGACGCGCAAGAUAUGGCAGAACUUUAAUCUCAACCUACUCGUGGACGGGCUUCCGGCGGCCACCCAGACGCAAGAUCAGCGUGGCAACGAAUAUUUCACUCAAGGUUUCCCGCUGGGCUUUGUUGACGUUCCGGAGCCCGAGGACGAUAGGCGCCCUACAGCCUACUUCAACAACCACUACAACUUCAUCGUCGAGUUCCAUAAGAUCUCGACUCGCAAUGGUGAACCUCGAUACCGUGUGGUUGGAGUAACAGUGCAACCCGAGUCGCGCAGUAGCCGGGAAGACCCCUUGAGGGAGUUCGGGGCGGACUGUGACGACGCUACGCAGAUAUCGCUCGAUAUGGAGGGCGGUACUGAGGUCCUCUUCACUUACUCUGUCUACUGGAAGCCAUCCAACACGGCGUGGGCAACCCGCUGGGACAAGUACCUUGGUGUCGUGGAUCCCAAUAUUCACUGGUUUUCACUCGUGAAUUCUGCUAUCAUAGUGGUGUUCCUUACUUCCAUGGUCGGAAUGGUGCUUCUGCGCGCCUUGCGUAAGGAUAUUACCCGCUACAACCAACUGGACCUCAACGAGGACGUGCAGGACGAUUCCGGCUGGAAGUUGGUCCACGGGGAUGUCUUCCGUCCGCCCAAGAAUCCCAUGUUGCUGUCCAUCUUCCUUGGUUCGGGUGCGCAGCUGUUCUUCAUGACCGGGUUUACUAUUGUAUUCGCGCUGCUAGGUUUCCUGUCACCGUCCAACCGUGGCAGUCUGGGUACCGUUGCAAUCCUCCUGUACACAUUGCUCGGUUUCGUCGGUGGCUACGUGUCCGCGCGGGUGUACAAGACGCUCGGCGGCGAGGCAUGGAAGCAGAACAUCGUGUACACACCCAUCAUGGUCCCCGGUAUUGUCUUCGGCACCUUUUUCUUCCUCAACCUCUUCCUGUUCUUCCAGCAGUCAUCUGGCGCCGUUCCGUUCACUACCAUGCUCGCGCUCAUCUGUAUCUGGUUCAUCAUCUCGGUGCCUCUUUCGUUCGGUGGUAGUUGGUUCGGGUUCCGCGCGCCUAUCCCAGAGGCUCCGGUCAGGACAAACCAGAUUCCGAGACAAAUCCCACCGUCGCAGACGUACCUUAGGCCUAUCCCGUCGAUACUGCUGGCCGGUAUUCUGCCGUUCGGAGCCAUCUUCGUCGAGCUGUACUUCAUCAUGAAUUCCAUCUGGUUCCACAAAGUGUACUACAUGUUCGGCUUCCUCUUCGUCUGCUACGGCAUCAUGAUCGUCACCUGCUCGAUGGUGACCAUCCUGAUGGUCUACUUCCUGCUCUGCAGCGAAAACUACCACUGGCAGUGGCGCGCAUUCUGCACGUCGGGCGCCUGCGCGGUCUACAUCUUCUUGAACGCCAUCAUCUACUGGAUCAGCAAGCUGAGCCUGGGAAGCUUCACGGGAAACGUCCUGUACCUCGGUUACUCGGCGCUGAUUGGGUUUAUGUUCUUUAUUCUGACUGGUUCUAUCGGGUUCUUUUCGAGUUACUUCUUUGUCAGAAAGAUUUACGGUAGUAUCAAGAUCGAGUAAGGGCGAGGCGAACGGGAUGGGGAUUGGGGACAGUAUGGUAGGGCUUAGCCUGUUUAGCUGUCAUUGUCGAUGGCAGGCGUGGGGAUACUGGUAUUUGUGGUCACCUCCCAGUCGCGAAUGGAUUAUCCCCUUGUGUGGUGCAGGUUGUGGUGGUGUGUGAGCUUGUAUUUUGCGUUUUGGGUUAGAAGGAGGUCGGCGUGUCUGUCUGUCUGUGUUGAGGGAGCAUGAAGAUCAGAGGAUGUGCGGGUGUGGGGAUGUGCGGAUGAAUGACGACGGGUGUAUUUGUACUCUACUUGUGAUUUCGUUUCCAUUCGAUGCCAUGUACCGUAUGUAAUUCCAAGAUGUACCGUAAUUCCAAGAUGUACCGUAAUUCCAAUAUGUACCGUAAU